AUGACAAACAUCAUGGACCUGGCGAUCCCGAAGGGUUCCACCGUCCUCGUCACCGGUGUUAACGGCUUCAUGGCGUCUCACGUAGCCGACCAGUUCGUCCAGCACGGGUACAAAGUCCGCGGCACGGUCCGUAACCCCGAGAAGAGCGCUUGGCUCAACGACUAUUUCGACACGACCUACGGAAAGGGCCACUUGGAGUUGUAUACCGUCACUGACAUGACGAUCGAAAAUGCCUAUGAUGAAGCCGUCAAGGGGGUUUCGGCUUUCAUCCAUGUGGCAUCCGUGGUCAGCAUCGACCCAGACCCGGAAAAGGUCAUCCCGAUUGCCGUGGAGAGUGCCAUGAUCGCCAUCAAGGCCGCAUACAGAGAGCCUAGCGUCAAGCGCUUUGUCUUGACCUCUUCUUCGGCAGCAAGUCUGCCAGUGGACGUGCAGACCUUGUUGAACAUGAAUGGCGCGGUUUUAACGGAAGACUCGUGGAGCCCUGACGCGCAAGCAUUGGCCUGGACACCCGGACCAUGGGGCCCCGAGCAUGGCUUUCCUGUGUACUGCGCCAGCAAGGUCGAGCAAGAGCAAGCUGUCUGGAAGUAUCACAAGGAAAAUCAGACGAAGCGUCCUGAUAUUAUGGUAAACGCAGUUCUCCCUAAAUUGACUUUGGGAAAGAGCCUCGAUCCCGUGAAUCAAGGUCAUCCGUCUUCGUCUGGCUUGAUCCCCCUUUUGUUUGAGGGACAGGAACUCCCUUCGAUAUGGUGUAAGCCACAGUAUGCCAUCGACGUCCAGGAUGCUGGUCUUCUGCAUGUGGCAGCGGCCAUCCUGCCCGACGUGAAGAGCGAGCGCAUUUUUGGUUUCGCUGAACCGUUCUGCUGGGACGAUGUCCUGGAGAUCCUUCGCAAGCAGUGUCCAAACAGGACAGACCGUGCCGAGGAGCUGCUGAAGAGGCUUGGAAAGCCUGGUUGGACCUCAUUGGCGGACAUGGUGUGGAUGAACACUGAGGACCUUCGAGCCGCCAACACCAUCUGA
Fusarium oxysporum Fo47 is the source of this 1017-nucleotide messenger RNA. RefSeq lists its product as uncharacterized. Gene Ontology annotation, molecular function: oxidoreductase activity, acting on the CH-OH group of donors, NAD or NADP as acceptor. The record is from RefSeq and is a predicted model, not a curated record. The transcript has 5 exons. The coding region runs from base 1 to 1017 and encodes 338 amino acids. Lineage: Eukaryota; Fungi; Ascomycota; Sordariomycetes; Hypocreales; Nectriaceae.